Molecule: messenger RNA, 1098 nt
Organism: Clonostachys solani
Lineage: Eukaryota; Fungi; Ascomycota; Sordariomycetes; Hypocreales; Bionectriaceae
Source: the annotation of a GenBank genome assembly
AUGGCACGUCGCUUCAUGAGGCCGCUGAGUCUAUUAUCAUUGAUUGCACAGAUUGAGCCGCUUGCUGCAUUUGACUGCAACAGUAAUGCCACUAUCUCUUCUAUAGGCGAUGCCAAAGAGUUACGUGAGAAUUGCAGGAUACUCCGAGGUGACUUAUCUUUUACCGACAACAUUACGGAGACUAUCAACCUAGAUGGCUUGGAAGAGGUUCAUGGAGUACUCUACCACGUAGGUUGUCCUCCGUACGAUAGUUGUCUUGGCGCGACCGAUGAGCUGUUUGACAUAACCAGCUCUACGCUGAGCUUCCUCGGUGACGGUAUAUAUUUUUGGAACUUCCGGAGCCUGGGGAAACUCAAUCUACCGAAUCUAAAGACCGUCAAUUCAUCAAUUUACUUGCAGGAACUACCAAACCUUACCCAUGUGGAUUUUACAAACCUGGAAACACUAACAGGUGUAAAGCUUGAUGUCAGUAAGCUUGAAGAGUGGAAACAAAACGGCUUGAAGAAUUACACGGGCUCAAAACCACCCUAUAUCAGUCUUCCUGAUUUAGGGAAUUUGAAGUCUAUCGACAGCUUAUUCGCGAGUCCAAUUGACCCUUUCCAACACCGACGUUCUUGGCAAGAAAGAGUGGACCUCUUGCUCGGUCUAAAUAAGCUGCGAAAUUUUACUUUUGGUUGGUCAGGAAUAGAUAAGCUGACCGUGCGCGGCGAGGACUUGACUGUUACUUUCGGGGCAUCAUCCUCAGAGAAACUUGAGGCUCAGGAAAUCAUCAUUGGUGACGGUGUCACGAAAGUCGUGCGCGGGCCAAAAAUGGCAAAUUUUACCACUGAAAGCUUUUCGUGUCAAUGUGGUGACCUUUCGUCGUUGGAGGUCCCGGUUGAUCUAGUCCAUGAUGUGUAUAUCAGUGGAGGGAAAUUGGAAUCAGUGCAGCUCCCAGUUGCGGCAGAGAAGUGGAAAGAUGUCAGCCUCUCGCUUUAUACACCUCGAAUUUUGAUGAAUUCGACUAAAGAUCUCGAUGGCAACACCAUUUGGCAUUGGCCCAAGGAAGAGAUGCGUAGCUUGACACUGGCUGCAAACAUUACUACGGACUUUUUGUAA